UCGUCGUCGCUACUGUUGGCGUCGAUGCACUCAAUUAUGCCAAAUCUGGCCACACUGAUAGAAAUUACAAUUUACAGUCGGUGACUGAAGUGACGUGCGUGCACUGGAAAAGUAUAUUAACUUUUAAAACAAGUUUUUUUUGGAGAUCUUUGAAAUUUAUAGUAGAAAAUUAAUAAUAUAAAAAUGUCAGACCCGGAAUUAGAAGCAAUACGACAGCAACGAUUAGCUCAGUUGCAGGCGCAAUACAAGCCUAACAAUGCCGAGAAUAAACAAGCAAUGGAAGAAAAAAUGCAAGAAAUGGAAGACAUGAGAAAUUCAAUCCUUACUCAAGUAUUAGACCAAUCAGCCAGAGCAAGACUCAAUACAUUAUGCUUUGCAAAGCCUGAGAAAGGAAAAAUGAUAGAAGGUAUGAUAUUAAGUAUGGCACAACGGGGUCAAUUAUCUAAUAAACUUGGAGAAAGGGGACUAAUUAGUUUAAUUGAAAGUGUAAAUCAACAGACACAACACAAAACUGUUGUCAAGUUUAACAGGCGAAGAGCAGCAUUAGAUUCCGAUGAUGAUGAUAAUGAUUUAUUGCAAUUAUAAAUGUUACAUGGCUUGUUAAGCGGUAACAUCACAUUGUUUUAUGUUCAAACAAGAAAUGAAGUUACAAUAUAUAAAUAUACACUUAAUUAGUUGUAUGUUCUUAUUUUUUAUGGUAUAUUGAAAUAAAAUAAAGAAAUAAA
Messenger RNA from Colletes gigas, 725 nucleotides. RefSeq names its product programmed cell death protein 5 (gene PDCD-5). The record is from RefSeq and is a predicted model, not a curated record. Gene Ontology annotation, cellular component: cytosol; nucleus. The transcript has 4 exons. Lineage: Eukaryota; Metazoa; Arthropoda; Insecta; Hymenoptera; Colletidae. Bases 184 to 585 code for a protein of 133 amino acids. Gene Ontology annotation, molecular function: DNA binding.